AUCCCAUAAUGUUCAGCAAAACAAAUGGGAAAACAUUUGUUAUGAAUUUGAUUUGAUUAAAUCCUCCUGUUUUCACCAUAGCAUGGAUCUUUGAUAUUGCUUUAACAUUUUGUACGUCUCCAAAUGUUGCUUGAACCACAUCGAAGGCUCAUCCAACGACUUGACUCCAACUGUUACCCCCUGAACACAAACCGCAAACCAUAUUUUAAAUGUGCUUUUAUUCUUGAUUCGUUCACCAAAAUAUGGGAAAUGUAAUCCAUUCUAAAACAAUGCGAUGGCUUUGGCAGUGGAACGUCGUGUGUUUUUUGGGACUCGAGGCUUUUCUAUGUAAACGACCCUGAAGCAAAUUGGAGUUGCAGGUGAAACGCAUCGAUACAAACGCGACUGUUGAAGUCUCCUCCACAUUUUGCAGGUCGGACACGAGUCGUUUUCUAUACCGUCUGUCACGGUGUGCUGGAGGUCAUGUCACACCUCUGGAUUGGGCAGACGGUUCGACGUGUUGGACUGAGAGCCCGUCAUACGUGGAGGCGGUUAGACCGCAGCAGGACCAUCUGGGACGAAGAGCGAGCAGCGGUCAGACCACCGGGGGGACUCCACAUGCAGAUAAGGAUGAAGUCUUUCCUCUGCAGCCUCUUCUCGCUGCUGCUGGCUGAUGUUCUGGCCACUUAUCACCUCAGUGCGGGGGAUCCUCAGCUGAUCGCCGCACAAAGCUACGCUCAAACCAGAAGCAAUGGCCGACCUCCGUUCAGGACCCUGAAUCCAGCAAUUCACAGAAGUGAUUACACGUAUAGAGGAGGGUAUCACUCCCACUACCAGCCACCAAGGAACCAUCCGCCCCUCAUGUAUCGACAUGUUCCUCUAUCUCCUCCAGAGACUUAUCACAGGCCCUUGGUGGCCAUGCCGCCCUAUCACAACAGAUUCAAAGGGCCGGUGGUGCCACAAAUGCACCACAUAUACAACGGUCUAUCUCCACCAGUAGCUCAACAUCCCCAUCAAAGGCUCAAAGGGCCAUUCCCUUACAAAGUGAAAGGUCCAUGCCCAACUAUGUCAGACCCAACAGUACCAAGAGCACCUGUGGCGCACCCCCCUGCUGCCCCUCCAAUCCUACCUGAGCACACAGUGCAGCCAACUCUGCCAGCUACUACGGUGGCACCGGUGACAACCAGCCUGCCAGUGGUGGUGACCACUGUGCCGCCAGUGGAGACCACCGCUCCUGUGAAGCCACUGGUCAGUACCCAAAGCGGCCUCAUCACCACCGUCAGUCCUGUGGAGACAGAGAUGGACUCUCAGUGCAGGAGCCGUCCCCUGGACCUGGUGUUUAUCAUCGACAGCUCUCGCAGUGUGCGUCCCGGUGAGUUUGAGAAGGUGAAGAUAUUCCUGGCUGACAUGGUCGACACGUUGGACGUCGGCUCCGACGCCACCAGGGUGGCUGUGGUCAACUACGCCAGCACGGUCAAGAUUGAGUUCCUCCUCAAAAGCCACUACAACAAACCCAGCAUGAAGAAAGCCAUCUCCCGAAUCGAGCCCUUGGCGACCGGCACCAUGACGGGCCUCGCCAUAAAGACCGCAGUGAACGAAGCCUUCACAGAGCAGUCUGGAGCCCGGCUUCGCUCCAGGAACAUCUCCAAGGUGGCCAUCAUCGUCACAGACGGGAGACCCCAGGACCUGGUGGAGGAGGUCUCUGCUUCAGCUCGGGCCUCGGGCAUCGAGAUCUACGCCGUCGGGGUGGACCGAGCUGACAUGCGCUCCCUGCAGCUGAUGGCCAGCAUCCCUCUGGAUGACCACGUCUUCUAUGUGGAGACCUACGGGGUCAUCGAGAAGCUCACCUCCAAGUUCAGGGAGACCCUGUGCGGUCUGGACCCCUGUGCCAUGGGACAUGACUGCGAACACAAAUGUGUCAACAACAAUGCCUCGUAUUACUGCCAGUGCCGGAAUGGAUUUAUCUUAAAUGCAGAUGAGAAAACAUGUUCCCCGAAACGCGAAGAGGUGAAGGCGCUGGUCGUGAUGGAGGAUCCCUGCAGAUGUGAAGCCAGAAUGGCUUUCCAGAAGCAGACGCUGGCUGCCAUCCAGCAGCUCACCGCCAAGCUAGUCGACGUGUCUGGGAGAAUAGAGGUUCUGGAGAACUUGGUGGGCCGUGCCUGAAGCUGGACGCAGUGGGAGAGACGGCUCGCUUACUUCCCGCCCACGGACAGGAGUUUCCUGUCAUCCGUCCUCCCAUAACUAUAUGGAUGUGUCAAGCUGUGAUUCAUAAACCAAUACUCCUCAAGCUUCUGACUGUUGUGCACUGUUGAGUUACAAUGUCGACAGUUGAAUGUCAUUAAAUAGCAUAUUUUGAAACUGCAGUUAAAGCUACUUAAACAUUUUUCUCUAAACACCCACAUAAACAUAGUGUGAUGAAUAAUAAGAGAACAUGUAUUAUUUCCAUUAUUUCUCCUGUUCUGUAUUAAGUAUAUUUUGCAUCCUGUUUGUACAAAGUUGCAUAUUGUAUAUAGUAGUUUUAAUGAAAACAAAAAAUUGGAUUUAAUUGGUAAAAUAAUUUUGUUUACAAUCAGUAGUUUUCUUCAGUAGAAACUUUUGAAUUAUUUCUUUAUUGUAUAAUCUGUAACAACUGUUAAAGUAUUGUUGCAAUAUGCAUUAUAUUUCAUAUAUGAUCAAUGUUCUUAUGCGUCUGUGAAUGUUAUCAGAUGUCUUAUGUUUGCUAAGAAUCAUAAAUGUAACCAAGCAGACAAAUCAGACAAUAAAAUAAUCACAAAGGAG
This is a messenger RNA of Pseudoliparis swirei, 2757 nucleotides long. RefSeq names its product matrilin 3a (gene matn3a). Gene Ontology annotation, molecular function: calcium ion binding. The record is from RefSeq and is a predicted model, not a curated record. The transcript has 7 exons. NCBI's taxonomy places the organism in Eukaryota, Metazoa, Chordata, Actinopteri, Perciformes, Liparidae. The coding region runs from base 463 to 2142 and encodes 559 amino acids.